This is a messenger RNA of Calliphora vicina (urban bluebottle blowfly), 669 nucleotides long. RefSeq lists its product as uncharacterized. The transcript has a single exon. The record is from RefSeq and is a predicted model, not a curated record. Gene Ontology annotation, molecular function: catalytic activity. NCBI's taxonomy places the organism in Eukaryota, Metazoa, Arthropoda, Insecta, Diptera, Calliphoridae. The coding region runs from base 1 to 669 and encodes 222 amino acids.
AUGCCGUAUGAUGCAGCAGAUCCACCAGGCAAUGAGGUGUUGGAGCUAACAGCGUACACAAAAAGGAGAGGUGCUAUCCUGGUUAUGGGAUGUGAUGCAAAUGCUCAUCACAGCCAAUGGGGCAGUGCUGAUAUCAAUAAAAGAGGUGAGUGCGUCUAUGAUUUCAUAACUGUCAAUAAUCUAGUUAUCUGUAACAAGGGCAACAUGCCCACGUUUAGGAACAAAGAUAGGCAGGCGGUUAUAGACAUGACCUUGACGAACCAAGAUGAUAAUUUCGUUAGAGAUUGGAGGGUAUCCACGGACUGUUCCUUUUCGGAUCAUAGUAGGAUUACCUUCACCUUGAAUUUCAACUCGUCCUUAAGGGCACCAUUUAGGGAUCCUAGGCGGACAAACUGGGGAACCUUUUAUGAAAAGGUACGUACUGGGUUUGAACAGUUUACUUUAUGUGAACUGAUACCACCCAAUUUGGAAAUAACGGUGAACAAUUUCACCCGUUUAUUAAAUGAGAGCUAUGAAUCAUCAUGCCCAAUGAAAUUUCCCGGUAGGCCUAAACAGCCAAAAUGGUGGACUAAGGAAUUUCAAGUUCAGGGGUCGACGGUUAGGAAAUCUUUUAAUAGGGCAAGCUCACUGGAUUACAAGGAGACUGGAACAACUACAAGGUGUGCUUAA